AUGCUGAGGCCUUCAGAAUCAGCUCACCCGCCUCCCGAAAAGGGUCCUCCGCCUGCACUUAUCCGUCCUCAGCGCUCGUUGUCAGCAAUCCCGAAAAGCACACUCCACGCACGUACUCGAUCGGUGCAGAAGCAGCUGGUACCUGGCCCGAGGAAGCCUGCUCCUCAAAUGAGCCAGGCACCUGCAUGGUCGACGUCCGGGGCACCGCCGUGGUCAACUUUGACCCGUCCGCUCUCCGAUAUCCGCGAACUCACUGAGCCUAGCCUGCUUGAGUUGACGAACCGCAAAGCUCUACAAUCAGAGUCUACCGAGUGUCGCGUCGCCCGCAAGUGUUCUCUAACAAGGAAAGGAUCUUUGCUAUCGAGAAAAGGCUCUCAUUCUCGGCGGCCGUCCCUUAAAAGGGCUACUUCGCCUGCAGAAAGCCAGCAUUCAAAUCACCGCCGCGGCCGUCCAUCGCCGUUCCAGACUCCAGGCAGCGACCGUUCUAGUGUCUACAGUAUACCUAUUGCAAACAUACCGCCCAGAUCCUCGUCGCGUACUCGCAAGAACCGAGCAAACACCAUGGCUUGUGGCCCCUCGCUGCCUCCGCCUGCUCCACGGGGCCUCGGCUUCACAAUACCUAACCGAGGGCUCUCAAGAUCGCCGGUGCGUGAAGUGGCUGCGCGCUUGGAUCCAGUCUCUUCGGACGUCGUGCAGCGAAUCCCUUCCAGGACGUUCACCAGGGACCCUUCUGAUGAAGUCGUUGAGUUCCCAACCCACCGUCAUCCUCGUAUAUCAGUGGACAUCCAACUUGCAGCACCAUUGUUUGUGGGCGGUGGCAGCCUCGAGGGCAAUGUUCGCAUCAUUGUUGAGGAUGCAGAGCGUCAACGCCACAAGCGAGCUCUAGCAAUUGCAAGAAUUUCCGUGGACCUUCUGGGAGUGGAAGAGAUGUGGAAUGGCAAGAGGGAUAUCUUCAUGGACCUGGCAACGGAAUUGGUCGACUCGGAUAACCCACCGCCCGAGAAUAUGGUGGACUCGGUGAAGCAGGUCUCCCCGCUUGAUCCAUUUUGGCUUCUGCAUCCCUCCACCACAACGAUGCCGUUCAGUAUCAGCCUGCCGUUGGAUGUUGGGCCGCCACCAUUCCAGUCAAAGCUUGCUCGUAUCCGCUACGUACUAUCCUGUACCCUUCUCGUACGGGAUAAAGGCGUCCAGUAUUUGGUUCGUAAUUCACAGGGGGUUUCGCUCCUUUCUGUCUACGAUCCGGAAAAGGCUCUCAUGUCCCUCCCAAGCCCACUAACAGCUUCGGACGAGUACACGCGUCCGAGGGAAGGCGCCGUCGAGGUCAUACGGGUCACAGCCGGACUUCACCGACAAGUCUGGACUGCAGCCUCGACGUUGGAGAAGUCAGCCGGCCAGGCCCGGAUCUUUGACAACAAUGAACGCACAGUGUUUGCGAAAACUUCUAUUAAGCAGGGCAUGCACGGCUGGUCUGGAGUUGCACCCCAUACAACUGUCACUAGAACAUGCGAUCUCGAGCUUCCUCGCGGACAUGCAACUGUGAAAUGUGGCAGGUUCUUUGAAGUCCGCUACUUCCUCAACAUCAUAGUGAGCAGCACCCACAGCAAACUCGUUACUGUUCAGCUGCCUAUUGUCCUGAUACAUAUGAACUCGCUUGAUGUUGUUCCAAAUUCUGUAGCUCAAGUAGCCGCUGCUAUCGAAGAAAAACGAGGAAAUUCUACAGGACGCCGGGCUCGUGCCUUGUCCCGACGACCGUCGAGAUCCGUUCAAGGCUGCGCGUUUGCAGCACCUCGCAUACAAUCCCUUGAACGCAUGCGUGCAGAAGCAGAGGACCUUCGUGAGAUCGGCAAUAUAUUGGAACGCUCACCACGCAAAUACAAGCCAGCAACGAAACUCACUACUACGGUCCAUGCAGAUGGCAGCACUUCCGUUAAGAAAGAACACGUAAUCAGACGGAUUCAAAGCGCCACCCCGAAGCUCACGAACAGACGCAUAGGCCAUAAACUGAGCACCGAUACCAUCGGCUUGAACAGCGCCGUCGGGCUAGGGUACGGCUACCACAGCAGCAACAACUUGGCUGGUGCUUGCUCUAGCACUAGCGACUACGACAGUGACGACCAACUUGCCAGCGCGCCGAUACGGCAUCGCAGAGUUGCCUCUAGCCCGGGCCUCGAAACUCCAUCGAACGGCAACCGUUUGGGUCGCUUCAUGGAAAUCGGUAGCGUUGAAAGCCUAAAGGACCGCCUCCGCCACAUGCGCACCCGCUCCAACGAGACUACCCACAGCCAGCGCUCUUCAACCGCCACUCACGGCCUUGUGACCCACCACCACCACCAUCCUCUCGGACCCAAGCAAUCCGUGAGCCUCCACGCACACCCCGGCUCCGCUCGCUCCCAUUCGCGCACCGGUAGCAACACCAACUCGUCGGCUGGCCCGCCACUGCCACCACACUACCCACCACCGCUGGCACCUCCCCUUCCAUCCAGGUCCUCGAGCCAGCACGCUCGCCAGCCACUGGGGUUUCGCGAAGCGGAGGUCAGUAUGCCCAAAGAAGACAUCGUAGACCUAGGCACGGGCGGCUCAGGCGGCGGGUACCCCGGCGCCCCCGGUGGCGGCGCCGGCGCCAGUACUUCAUCGACAGCAUUCUUCGGAGGCGUGGGAUCGUCGGGUGCGGCGAGCUUCAAGGCUAGACUGGAUGCUGCGAGGGACAGACAAUGGCGGUUCCAGGGCACCGGCGGCGGCGGCGGCCACGGCGGCCAUCAUAACAGUCAUCAUCACGCUGGGGCCAGAACACAGCAAGGUGGUGUGACUGGCCAUCAUGGUAGGAAGUGGAGGGACUUGCCAGAGAGGGGGUUGGAAUGGAUCAUGGGUGAUCGAGAAGAGAGAGAGAAGGAAAAAGAGAAAGAAAGGAGGAGGGCCAUGGAUAAUUGGAUAUGA
Diplodia corticola is the source of this 2934-nucleotide messenger RNA. Its product is annotated as arrestin-like protein. The record is from RefSeq and is a predicted model, not a curated record. The transcript has 6 exons. Bases 1 to 2934 code for a protein of 977 amino acids. Lineage: Eukaryota; Fungi; Ascomycota; Dothideomycetes; Botryosphaeriales; Botryosphaeriaceae.